Messenger RNA from Xylona heveae TC161, 1801 nucleotides. RefSeq lists its product as hypothetical. Gene Ontology annotation, biological process: regulation of DNA-templated transcription. The record is from RefSeq and is a predicted model, not a curated record. Bases 99 to 1751 code for a protein of 550 amino acids. Gene Ontology annotation, molecular function: DNA-binding transcription factor activity. The transcript has 4 exons. Lineage: Eukaryota; Fungi; Ascomycota; Xylonomycetes; Xylonales; Xylonaceae.
ACCUAAACUCUAUACCUGCAUAAUUUUCCAAUGCUCAACAUCUAAUUGAUAUUAAUAUCUCUGACGUAUAAACUCAUUUGAAGAGCAGCUGAAACAGAAUGGAAAACCAACCAAGAGCCCAAGAGUCCAGAAACGAGCCGACCGGGGUGGAUGAAAAAAAGUUGCGCAAUCGGCUUUCGCAGCAAGCGUUCCGCAGACGCCAAAACGACCGCAUCCGGGAGCUUGAACAGCGGCUCAAAGAUGCCAGUAGAACAGACAAUGAGCGUGUCUGCCACCUAGAAGAGGAAAACAUGCUCCUUCGCAAACAGCUCUCCACAUUAGCCAGUAAGCUAGAGGCUGUGCAAACCACGCUUCGAGGGCUUUCAAAUAUGGUGAAUAGCACUCUCCAAGGCUAUCCAGAUUCCAUUACCAAAUCGUCCACUCCGGGGCAAACAACUACGGAAGGACCAUCUGUCAACAGCCCAUCUGAGGUGGAUCGGGAAAUUUUAUCAAUUGACGACGACCAGCAUAUUUUCUCUGCCUCACUUAUUGAUGUAGGGCUCAAAGAUAAUACUUCUAGUUCCAGUCCUCUUGGGUUCAGCACUAUACCCCUCGCUUCAUCCUCUGGGCCACAGCAUUGUGAUGAAACAUCUAUUGAUAUCGCGAGUAAUUAUCAAGACUUUGACAGAGCAAAGUUGGGUCAUACAAACUCAUUGAUACAUGCUGUGAAUCUUCCUUUAGAGUUUCAUGGCUCGCCCUUUAUGGAAAAUCCUGUACAAGGAGUUCCUGGCAUAUGGUCCUACCAUUAUCAAAUGGGACCUCAUAACUAUCAAUACAUCAUGGCCAACAUAUCCAGCCCCGGGAGACAUAUUCACAGCUCAAACUCUAUAUUCUCUGACCACAUCAAUGCAUUGCAUACAUGUAUUAAAAGGGCAUGGAAUUUUUCUCAAUUUUCGGAUCUUCUAGAAUUAAAGCUGUCAAAAGUCCGUCUUUCUGUGUCUCUCAUGCUGUCAUUGUUCAACAGUCUCAAUCGACCGCUUGCCUUGUCGUGGUACACACCGACCAAAUUCUACCAUCACAUCACGAAUCUUACCCUAUGGCAGCUCUGCCCAAGCCGAGAGAUGUAUAUGCAACUCCCUGCUCGGUACCGACCAUCUGCUUUACAGUUGACAGAAACAUACCCUCCCAUUAUUGAUUGGUGCCCAUUUCCUUCUAUCCGUGAUAAACUCAUUUUGUUACACUCUGCAAACCCCUGCAUUGAUCAAAUCAUUUGUGAUAUUGCUACAGCCUAUGUUGUUGAAACUGAUAUUUCCAAAUUGAUCUGCCACGAUUACCCUGAAAUCGGCUACGUUCGAGUUUGGGAGCUUAUCCAAGCAAUGGGAGAGGCUGAAAAUGAGCAAGUAGACUUUGCUCAAGUCAUGUGCGAGAAGCAACCUAUCGCGCAGGAUUUGCAACCACAGCCGAGCACGGGGGUCUGGCAACUGCCAGCACCUAAUGUGGAAUCUUUGUUCGGGAAUGAAAAUUAUGCCCGUUUAGCAUUCAAAGAGCUGCAUAUGGAUGAUGGGGUUAGCCAUUACAAGUUGGAUCCGCUUUUGUUUAAUAAAUAUCCUGAACUUUUCGAUCCCGAGGAAGAGGCUAUGGCUGUUGGUACUCCCAUUCGAUUGUCAAACUGGACUGGUAUUCCUGUCCCAAAGGCCCUCGAUGAUGCUACUUAUGCCAUUUAUCGACAUUUUGUAAAGUGGACAUCAGAUGUCAUUAUCUCUACUUUUUGACACUUGUAUAUUCUAAAUGUUUUAAUGAUUUAAUAUAUCAUUCUCGCUCU